AUGGCCACAAAAAGUCCGCCCAGGAAGCGCAAAGACGCCGGUGCUCCGAUUUCCCCUCCUCCCCUCAAAAAGGCCGUCAAGAGCACAACUACAACAAGCUUCUUCACCCCAGCCUCCCAGAAACCAAAAGAUCGAACCGUCUGGUCGGAACGAGGCCCUACCGAUGACGUCCCGGCAACCCUCUUGGUCGGCAGAUACCAGCCCGAGAAUGACGAUCCGACGUCUCGCCAAAAGCGGAGGAAAAUAGCUGCAUUUGACCUCGACUCGACUCUCAUCACUACAUCGUCCGGGAAGAAGCACGCCUCCAGCGGAGCAGACUGGAAGUGGUGGGACAGCAAAGUGCCCGGGCGGCUACGAGAGCUCCACGAGCAGGAAGGCUACCAUGUCGCGAUCCUCUCCAACCAGGCCGGAUUGAAGCUGCAUUUCGAUGCAAAGUACAAGGGCCCAAAGGCUGCUGUGCAGAAGCGCGUCGCAGACUUCAAACAAAAGUGCACUGCUGUGCUAACCGCGCUCGAUCUUCCGAUAGCCCUCUAUGCGGCCACGGAAAAGGACAUCUAUCGGAAGCCCAGGACUGGCAUGUGGAAGGAGCUCUGCGAGGAUCUCGAGAUUCCCGAGGAAGAGGUUGAUCUGAAGGGAAGCUUCUUCGUCGGUGAUGCGGGCGGCCGAGUCGCGUUGCUGGGGAAAGGAGACAGCAGUGCAGCAACAGCAGCAGCGGCAUCUGUACCAAAGGAUUUCAGCUGCUCCGACCGGAAUUUCGCUCACAAUGUCGGCAUCGACUAUAAGACACCCGAGGAGUUCUUUCUGGGAGAGCAGCCCAGGGACUUUAUUCGCGAAUUUGACCUGGUCAACUUUGCAUUUCCUGGAGACGACGCAUCGCUGGAUACUGCCAAGGACCUCUUUGAGAAGAAAAACGACCAGGACGUCGUCUUGUUCUGCGGUCCUCCGGGUGCCGGGAAGAGCACGUUCUACUUUAAAGUCCUCAAGCCUCUUGGAUAUGAACGGGUGAAUCAAGACACAUUGAAGACCCGCGACAAAUGCAUUCAAGCUGCCAAGGAUCUGCUUAAAGCCGGCAAGUCUGUAGUUGUUGACAACACAAAUCCAGACCCCGAUACACGGGCCUUGUGGAUUGACGUCGCGAGAAAAGCGAGCGUUCCGAUUCGGUGUGUAUGGUUCUCAACGCCGGUCAUGGUAUGUGAGCACAACGAUGCUGUUCGGGCCCACAACGCUGCACUCAACCCCGAGGCCAGGGAGAGUCUGCCCAAGCUGGCCUUUACCGGCUUUGCAUCUAGGUUCAAGGAGCCAAAGGAGAAGGAAGGUUUCCAGGACGUGACGGAGGUGAAAUUCCAGUUCCGAGGCACAAAGGAAGAAUACGCUCUUUGGGGCCGGUACUGGGUCUGA
Trichoderma reesei QM6a is the source of this 1398-nucleotide messenger RNA. RefSeq lists its product as uncharacterized. The coding region runs from base 1 to 1398 and encodes 465 amino acids. Gene Ontology annotation, biological process: DNA repair. Gene Ontology annotation, molecular function: polynucleotide 3'-phosphatase activity; ATP-dependent polydeoxyribonucleotide 5'-hydroxyl-kinase activity; double-stranded DNA binding. The record is from RefSeq and is a predicted model, not a curated record. Lineage: Eukaryota; Fungi; Ascomycota; Sordariomycetes; Hypocreales; Hypocreaceae. The transcript is spliced from 3 exons.